AUGACAAGCUUUUGGGAUUUAUGGGCUGGUUGGCCUUUCGUAACCAAGCACAUUGGUGUUUUUGCUUUUGCCAUGACUUGUGCAGUAUCCUUUAAAUUUAUCUCACCCUAUUAUUUUGUACUGCUAUUUGAUCGGAUAUUUAGUACGGAUAUCGAAUUUUGGAGACUGAUUACAAGCGCGUUCUUCUUCGGAGGCUUCGGAAUGAAUUUCUUGUUUGCAUUCUUGAUCUUUAUACAAUACAGUGCUCAAUUAGAGAAGGAUCGAUUUGAUGGACGUGUUGCUGAUUAUAUAUUUUGCAUUAUUGUGGGAAUAUUGGCGAUGAGCGUUUUUGCAUAUUUCACGUCAGCAAUGCUUUUAUCGAGUUCUCUCAUGAUGUAUUUGGUGUAUAUUUGGUGCAAUUUUCAUCCUGACAGCAAUUUGAGAUUAAUGUUUGUACCUGUUGAAGUACCAAGCAGGUAUUUCCCAUUUGCACUUGCUGCUUUGCAUAUUGUCUUGGGAGGAGGAAUGGAGACACUGAUCGAAGAUGGUAUUGGAAUAUUGUGUGGCCACAUUUAUUACUUUUUAGAUGAGAAGUAUCCACAAGAAUAUGGAUCAAGGCUGUUGACGACUCCUUCGCUUUUAUAUUGGAUAUUUCCUCCAAACACAAUGCCACAAGUGCAUGGAGUUCAUAACAACGCUCAAAGACAACCUCCACCACAGGAGAGAGGCGGAUUUCAAGGAAGAGGCAGAGUUCUGGGACACAACUAA
This is a messenger RNA of Naegleria lovaniensis, 747 nucleotides long. RefSeq lists its product as uncharacterized. The transcript has a single exon. NCBI's taxonomy places the organism in Eukaryota, Heterolobosea, Eutetramitea, Acrasida, Naegleriidae. The record is from RefSeq and is a predicted model, not a curated record. Gene Ontology annotation, biological process: endoplasmic reticulum unfolded protein response. Gene Ontology annotation, cellular component: Hrd1p ubiquitin ligase ERAD-L complex; endoplasmic reticulum membrane. Gene Ontology annotation, molecular function: ubiquitin-specific protease binding; misfolded protein binding. The coding region runs from base 1 to 747 and encodes 248 amino acids.